Messenger RNA from Panicum hallii, 2010 nucleotides. RefSeq names its product type I inositol polyphosphate 5-phosphatase 5-like. The transcript is spliced from 10 exons. Gene Ontology annotation, biological process: phosphatidylinositol dephosphorylation. The coding region runs from base 1 to 1719 and encodes 572 amino acids. The record is from RefSeq and is a predicted model, not a curated record. Lineage: Eukaryota; Viridiplantae; Streptophyta; Magnoliopsida; Poales; Poaceae. Gene Ontology annotation, molecular function: phosphatidylinositol-3,4,5-trisphosphate 5-phosphatase activity; inositol-polyphosphate 5-phosphatase activity; phosphatidylinositol-4,5-bisphosphate 5-phosphatase activity.
AUGUCAAAUCACAAUGCACCCCGCGACAUCCCCAAGCCGGCCUCCGUCGACGAGUUCCUCGUCAAGAAUGGCAAGAAGAAGAAGUCCUUCAUGUCGGGCCUCUUCCGCAAGAAAGGGAGGAGCGCGGACAAGAGGCUGCUCUCGCUGAGGGACCGGGACGUCGUCUUCGAUUUGGAGGGGAAAAGCGGCGAAGCGAUCGAGUUCUUGGACGCGUCCCCUGCUGCCGUCCGCAAGAGCUUCUCAGAUCGCCAUUGCACGACGCGGAUCGAGAACCUGAGCCUGAGCUGCCUGAAUUCGCCCAGGGGACCGAAUGUCGAUACCCGGGAAUACCGGGUGUUUGUAGGCACAUGGAACGUGGGAGGGAAGCCUCCUGACAGCAGCGUUAACCUCGAAGAAUUCCUGCAGAUUGAAGGAUUGCCUGACAUAUACGUCUUGGGGUUUCAGGAGAUCGUCCCUCUGAACGCCGGCAACGUGCUGGUCGCCGAGGACAACGAGCCGGCGGGCAAGUGGCUGGGCCUCAUCUACCAGGCCCUCAACAAGCCGCAGGCCCAGGACGGGCAAACCUCCGGCGACGAGCUCUCGCCGCCGGAGUCCACCUCCUCCCAGCAGAGCAACCGGCACGGCGGCCGCGACACCACCAGCGCCAUCCCCAAGUCCGCCAGCGGCGGCCUGCUCUUCCCCCCGAAGCCGUCCUUCAAGGUGGUCAACAAGAGCUACCGCGUCGACAACGCGCUGGUGAAGACGUGCACCUGCAUGUCCGACCCGUCCACCAUGCAGCGCCGGGCGCGGGAGAUGCGCGAGUUCCUCUACCGCGUCGAGGCCGCCGCCGCCUCGCCGGGCCGCGGCGCCGACGACGACGGCGGCGCGCUGCCGAUCGAGGGCGGCGACCAGAGGGGCGGCGGCACCAACUACUGCCUCAUCGCUCGGAAGCAGAUGGUCGGCAUCUUCCUGUCGGUGUGGGUGCGGCGGGAGCUCGUGCAGUACGUCGGCCACCUCCGGGUGGACUGCGUCGGCCGGGGCAUCAUGGGCCGCCUCGGGAACAAGGGAUGCGUGGCGAUGAGCAUGACGCUGCACCACACGAGCAUCUGCUUCGUGUGCUGCCACCUGGCGUCCGGCGAGAAGGAGGGCGACGAGGUGAGGAGGAACUCCGACGUCGCCGAGAUCCUCAAGUGCGCGCAGUUCCCGCGCAUCUGCAAGGUGCCCGGCCAGCGGAUCCCUGAGAAGAUCAUUGACCACGACCGGAUCAUAUGGCUCGGGGAUCUGAAUUACCGAAUCUCGUUGAGCUACGAGGAGACGAAGAUGCUGCUAGAGGAGAGUGACUGGAACACUUUACUGGAGAAAGACCAGCUGGCGAUCGAGAGACAAGCGGGGAGAGUGUUCAAGGGGUGGAAGGAGGGCAAGAUCUACUUCGCGCCGACAUACAAGUACAGGCAGAACUCAGAUUCAUAUGUAUGGGAGACUGCGAAAUCGAAGAAGAAACGACGAACUCCGGCAUGGUGUGACCGGAUACUAUGGCACGGCCAGGGGAUCGAGCAGCUGCAGUACAUCAGAGGCGAGUUCAGGCUCUCCGAUCACAGGCCCGUCUGCAGCGUGUUCGUGGUCGAAGCCGAUGUAGAUAGUGGGAGCAAGAUCAGGAAGGGUUACUCAACUCUAGACGCCAGGAUCCAUUGCGAGUCCCCCGCCAUACCCAAGAGACACAGCUUCUAUGAUGACUUUUGAAAUUUUGACUGGUGACAGUAGUGUUGUCUAUAAUAUAGCUUACAAAGAUCAGAAAUGUGUGUAGUGAAAAGGCUGAAAUUUUUCAAGCCUGGCACUUGUCUUGUACCAAGUGGUAUAUACUAACUGAAAGUAAAUGGUGGUUACUGACCGGAAUACAAGUGAACAAUGGUUUUUCACCAAACAGCUGCUGGCGGAAAGUGCUUGUGGUCUUGCUGGGUACAGAAAAUGCCAGCCAGAUAGUACUUCGAUUCAGAAAACACAUUGACAUAGCAGAAACUCAACACAAGUGGG